UUUGACAUUUUUGUGGUUUUCUGAUUGUAGCCAGCGCACUGGAAGGAGAGCCAUCAAUAACCCAGCACUUUUCAGUGCUGCAAACUACUGGCUUUCCGAAGAAGAAGAAAACGGGAAUAUUGUUUUCCACAGGCUCAAUAACAGAAAACGGUCUGCAAACGCUAUUCUGGCGGAACUAUGGGAUUUUGAAAGGAUGCUGGUGGCGAUCUAACUAGUGCCGCGCUCGUCUUUUGCUAAACGUUGGAAGUUGGAAGGUCUACCUGCUCGAUUUCGGAACAUUUGUUUUCUGCAGAGUGGUACGCUCGAGGGGAGCCUUUUUGAGCUAACGGUAUAGAAAUGAUCAAGAAGUAACACUCUUCAAGACUCCCAUCUCUAGUAGAAACGUACAGCUUUAUAAAACACAAUGAAAGACGAUUUUGCUGAUGAGGAGGAAGUACAGUCCUUUGGAUACAAGAGGUUUGGAAUUCAAGAGGGAACCCAAUGCACCAAGUGCAAGAAUGACUGGGCACUGAAGGCAUCCAUUGUGCUCCUGUACAUCCUGUGCGCCUUGCUAACAAUAGCAGUAGCUAUUCUUGGAUACAAAGUUGUCCAAAGGGUAGACAGUGUGACUGAGGGAAUGGAGAAUUAUGGCGGCAAGAUCUCAGCUGUGGAGACAGACUUAAAGAAGCUUGACGAUCAAGCUGGGGAGAAGUCAGAGAAUACCACCAGUGAGAUGCAGGCCUUCAAGUCCAACAUCCAGCUGCUCCAGAGGCAGCUGAGUGACAUCGUGAAGAAGGCCAACAGCAACAAGGCUGCCCUGGACAAGCUGCAGGAUGCAGGCGAGAGCAUGCAGUCCAGCCACAGCUCCCUGCAAGGACUGCUGGACAGCAACGCUGACAUGAUCCGCAGCAUCAACGGCACCCUGCUCACCUACAGUGGCUACAUCACCAGCCUGCAGGACGACACGGCCCGGCUGCAGGCUGACCUGCAGGGCCAGGUGAGGGACCAGAGCCAGACGCUGGUCAGCAUCAACAGCCUCAACCUCACCCAGGCCCAGCAGAGGAACCUCAUCAGCACCCUGCAGAAGUCUGUGGACGACACCAGCCAGGCCAUACAGAAGAUCAAGAAUGACUUCCAGAGCCUGCAGCAGACGGCACGGCAGACGCGCACCGACUCCGACUGGCUGAAGGAGAAAGUUCAGAACCUGCAAGCACUGGCCACCAACAACUCGGCCUUGGCCAAAGCAAACAAUGAGUCCCUGGAAGACAUGGGGACCCAGCUGGCCAACCUUGCCAGCCAGAUCCAGAACACAUCGGUGCUGAUGGAGGGGCAUGACCAGAGCCUGCGGGAACUCAUGGACCAGCAGCGGGACCACGACAACGCCACCUCUGCCAAGUUUGACAGCUUUGAGGUGCGACUAGACCACUCGGAGCAGGACAUCGACCGUAUCACGGGCAACAUCAGCUUCACCACCCAGCUGCUGGGGGCCAUCAACACCAAUCUCAACGACCUGCGCAACUGCGCCGAGACUGUGGGCCACCACACUGACUACCUGGUCAACCUCAACAACACCAUGAUGGACAUCCGGGCGGACGCGGCCUCACUGCGCUCCCAGCAGGACGACUUGGCUGCCCGGCUGGACAAGGAGGUGUCCAGCCUGUCCAUCGUCAUGGACGAGAUGAAGCUGGUGGACAGCAAGCACUCUCAGCUCAUUACUAACUUCACCAUCCUACAAGGUCCUCCUGGUCCUAGGGGUCCAAGAGGAGACAAAGGGCCCCAGGGUCCAGUGGGGCAACCUGGCCAGAAAGGGGAGAAAGGAGAGAAGGGGAGCCCAGGCGUACAGGGCCCCCGAGGAGAAAAGGGCUCAUCUGGACCCCCAGGGGUGCCAGGGUUCAAAGGUCAGCCUGGAUCUCGGGGAAGUCCCGGUCCGAAGGGAUCGCGAGGAUCAGGGGGCAGGGCAGGUGCUCCAGGGGCCAAGGGUGAACCCGGCCCACCCGGACUCCCCGGGAGAGAUGGACAGCCAGGCCCGCAAGGGCCACAGGGGCCGCCAGGUGUACGAGGGGCGGUCGGAGCUCCUGGAGCACAAGGACCUCGGGGCCCAGUGGGACCUGUGGGCCCUCCAGGGCCACCUGGGUUGCCAGGACUCCCCGCACGACCAGCAACAGGCCCUGUGGCCCCUGUGUCUCUGCAGAGCGAGGUUCCCGUUCCUACCACCAGAACCCCAGGUUGCCCACCACAAUGGAUCAGCUUCAGAGAGAAGUGCUACUUCUUUACGACAGAGGCACGCAAUUUUGAUGAGGCAAAGAAAAGCUGUGAAGAAAAGUCCUCAUCCAUGGUCAUCAUUAACGAUAUGGAGGAGCAGCAAUGGUUGCAAAAGCAGAUAGCUGGGAAGAGGUUCUUCUGGCUGGGCCUGACGGAUAGGGAGGAGGAGAAUGUCUGGCGCUGGGUGGAUGGGACCGAGCCGACUUUCACGAAGUGGAAGCCAGGCCAGCCUGACAACUGGAGCCACGGACACCAGCAGGGGGAGGACUGUGCUGGGCUGAUCCACCAGGGCUUGUGGAACGACUUCUUCUGCGACGAUCUGAACGGCAUCAUCUGCGAGAUGGACAUGGAGAGCUCAAAGGCAUCAGGAUUAUAGCACCUGUUGAGGAGAGAAGAGGAGAGGGAUGUGUGGUGGGACUGAAGCCUUCUGAAGAGCCUCAGAGUUGGGCCAGAUGUUUCACAGACCUUGAACUGGCACCUUAGCUUUGUGAGGUCAAAAGACGCUCUUUUUGGAGUCAGAGGGAGGAGAAACAACACACUUUGUGAUUGCAGUUUUUUUGUCAAUGACAUGGAGCCUUACUGAUGAGAAGAUUCACUCCAUCCCCCAGAAAAGAAGUGCUCCACUCAUAUGGUCAUUUCAGCUACGCAGCACCAUGACAAUCAAGACAAGAUGAAAAUGAUGAUUUCUUUUAGUUAUUUAGUCAAAAAUCGAAUUAAUUGAAUCAUGUAGUUUUUUUUUUGUCCUUUUAUGUUUUAUUAAAAUUCCAUCCCAGUUAUGACUGUAGUUCACUAUGUGCCUAAUUUUCAGAAUAUAUA
Molecule: messenger RNA, 3057 nt
Organism: Megalops cyprinoides (Indo-Pacific tarpon)
Lineage: Eukaryota; Metazoa; Chordata; Actinopteri; Elopiformes; Megalopidae
Gene: colec12
Product: collectin sub-family member 12
Exons: 10
Coding region: 404-2617 (737 amino acids)
Molecular function (GO): low-density lipoprotein particle binding; pattern recognition receptor activity
Source: RefSeq, a predicted model, not a curated record